GCGGCCACCUCCUCACCUGUGGCGGUGGAAUAUUCCCCGAUGCCACUGGAGUGCUGAACGGGAGAUGAGCGAAGGGCCUCCAUCAGCGGGGCCCUCGGAGCGGAGAACCCCCGUGAUCCGACUUCAUGGGGCCCCGACACUCGGUUCGCCCAAGAAACAACACGGACAGCGAAGGGCAUCGGAAAUGUACUUCCGGGAACCAGAGUACUUGGCGCCUCCGAGGUCUACUGUUUCAACGCCACCGCCGGGACGAAAGAGGUCCGCGUCGCUGCCGCACGUAAGAAGCCCAUCACCAGUGCCACCGCCAUUAUCCAGAAGAGGAGCUCGCGAGGAAGAUAUUCCGAAGGAAGAAAGUACAAUGAGCAAGUUACAGGAGGAGGAGGGAGAACAACGCACUGACCGAAGGACGCGUUGCAGGCGCGGACGACCAUCGCUCGACCUGUCUUCCUGUAGCGGUCACAUCACCCUGGGAAGUCACUUGGACUCUGAGAUCGCCCGUCGUCGACACUCAGUGGCGGGAAAAGUUGCACCACGAGACUCUUGGCUUCAAGAAGAAACAUCCAGUGAGGAAGAUCUCGCCAAUGCGGUCGACAAGCUCAACCUACGUGGCGGCACAGCGUCCGGCGGAAAGUGAAGACCCUGGGUCCAUCCAUUUUUGUCGUUCACGUGGUCAAUGUUGACUCGGAAUCGUUGGAUACAUAUCGUACGGAUGGCUAUUUUUACAGAGAAUGUCGUUGAACGAGCUUGUUGUAGGGCCACGUCCGUCUCGUUGUUGGUCGUCUCCGUGGUUGCCGUCGUACAGAAGACAAGGCGCCCCUGGUGGCGAGCUUUUUCUACCCGGAACUAUAGAACUAUACGGGCGGAACAGUCCUCUUUUUUUGUGGCAAUCACAAAAAAAGGCGCGAGGGAUACAAUUGGACAGACUGUGGUCUACUUCUGUUGUCUAUAUCGUUGUUGAGGUGUUUUGCUCCCUCCGGGAAUACAAAGUACAUAAUGGGGUACAUAUUUUUGAUAAAUCAAAGUAGGAAACAAAUUUCCAAUUAAAUUACUGGCGGAGCAAUAACUAACAAAUGACUUUUUUGUCCUCACCUUUGGUUUGUCAAUUCGAAAGAGUGAUCCCCCUUGUCAAGCUGUCGAGAGGAUCUCUCCCUGAGCAACACCAUCCGAAAAAGCCUCCUCUACGAGAAUUUCCGGCUAAAAUCGGCUACUAUCGGAUGGACACCCUCCCCCUUCAUGACUUCACACUAACUAGAGCUGUUCUAGAGGGUGUUGUUUCCACUUGUUCUUUGCUUAUAGUGCCACUCCGGAAUAAAUCUCGUGUCUUCCGAAUUUUGCCACGUGGAGGUAACCUGAAAUUAAUUUGUAAUUUUCACAAGCACGACAGUGUGACGUAAAGGCCAGCGUGGUCUGCCUCCCGCCUAGGGACAUCGUUUCUCCCGUGUUGCCUUCAGUCUACUCAUCAGAGCUGCUUCAACGUGGGCCGGAGAUACAGGGAUCGGAAAGGUGUCAGCGCGAUCUCUUAUAGGAGGCCAACUCUUGCACGCGCAACGAUGUCACUUACCACGUAUUCACACGAGCGACAUUACUACGGAAUAUUCUAGUGGAAGGAUAAACAAAAACUGCUCGCGGGUCGGAAGUUCUGUCGCGUCUUAUGGCAUUCACACGGCACCGGAAUGUCGGGUGACGCGUUUUCAAGCGUACUUAGCAGACGACGGCCCUGUCGUCUGCUACGAAAUAUCUUGUGGCACUUUUUUUAGUCUGGAGUGGCAGUUUAAUAGAGAAGAGGAAAAUAGUGCAACGAAAGGUACGAGGACAAAAAAGGCGAAACUGUUUUCGUUGCACCAUUUAACCUGACCGACGCGCCCGUUUAUCUUCGUCGUAUACACAUCCCUCCCCUACUGUACAUGUUUGUAAAACAGCAGUGGACUAUUUCGUGUAAUAAAAAGUUGCGUCUGUCAGAAAGUGGU
Ornithodoros turicata is the source of this 1967-nucleotide messenger RNA. RefSeq lists its product as uncharacterized. NCBI's taxonomy places the organism in Eukaryota, Metazoa, Arthropoda, Arachnida, Ixodida, Argasidae. The coding region runs from base 65 to 634 and encodes 189 amino acids. The transcript has 6 exons. The record is from RefSeq and is a predicted model, not a curated record.